AUGUCAAGACACGGGAAUUCACGACGAAAUGAUAACCAAUCAAGAGAUGCCCAACUUAUGGGAAUUUAUCUGGCGCUGGAGAUUGCGGCGGCUGAAGAAAGUGUCCCGCGCAACAUUCCUUGUCGAACCUCACGUCUACAAGGCAGAUAUUACAUAGAGGAAGUUCUUGGCAAUGACACAAGGUGUUACGAGAAUUUCAGGAUGAACCCUCACGUAUUUCAUAAUCUGUGCGAUACGCUAAGAGCAAAUUGUGGAAUCAGAAAUAGCAGGAAUGGUAUGACCGUCGAGGAGAUGGUCGGCAUGUUCUUAAUGGUAGUUGCACAUAGUACGCGCUUGGUCGUGGUUGCCGAACGAUUUCAGCAUUCUACGGAGACGGUGUCACGAGUCAUCAAGGUAAUAGCUCAUGGAAUUCAUUCGUUGUCACCAACGUAUAUAAGACGGAGGAACGUUGAUGUACAACCGGAAAUUCAGAGUUGCCGAAAAUGGUACCCAUUCUUUCAGAAUUGCAUUGGAGCAAUCGAUGGGACACAUGUGUCUGCUUGUGUUCCAUCAUCGGUGAGAGGCGCGUAUCGCGAUCGGAAUAAUGAGAUUACGCAAAAUGUACUCGCCGCUUGUUCGCAUGACAUGAUGUUCACUUAUGUCGUCACUGGAUGGGAGGGUUCUGCUCAUGACUCUCGAAUUCUGUCCGAUGCCGCUACAUUGGAAUUAUUUCCUGCACCAUAUGGCGGUAAGUUCGUCAUGCUCAUAUCGUAUGUUCCCUUCUCAAUCGCGUAUAUAUUUUCAUAA
Molecule: messenger RNA, 786 nt
Organism: Punica granatum (pomegranate)
Lineage: Eukaryota; Viridiplantae; Streptophyta; Magnoliopsida; Myrtales; Lythraceae
Source: RefSeq, a predicted model, not a curated record